Molecule: messenger RNA, 564 nt
Organism: Clonostachys solani
Lineage: Eukaryota; Fungi; Ascomycota; Sordariomycetes; Hypocreales; Bionectriaceae
Source: the annotation of a GenBank genome assembly
AUGGCAUUCGCUGCCCGCCCCAUCCACAACGGCGCUUCGUUCAACCCUCUCUUCCGCCUCAUGGAAGACUAUGACCGGUACUCCAAGAGCGACACCGCCACCGCGGCACCCUCCAUCCAGUGGCAGCCCAAGUUUGACGUCCGCGAGACAUCCGACGCCUACUUUCUCCACGGCGAGCUCCCCGGAGUGAACAGGGACCAGAUCUCGAUCGAAUUCCCUGAACUCCAGACACUAGUUAUCCACGGCAAGUCCGAGAGGACCUACACCAGCGGGAGCGAGAACGCCGACGAUGCCGCCGAGACUAGCUCAAACUCCCACCAAGCUACCGUGGAAGACGAGGCCACAGCUGAUGCUCCCAAGGCCACAGCUGUCGAGCAAAAGAAGCCCGCCGAUACGGCCAAGUACUGGCUGAGUGAGCGGAACAUUGGCCGUUUCUCUCGGUCCUUUACCUUCGGUUCUCGCAUCGAGGAGGAGGGUAUCUCUGCCCGCCUUCAGGAUGGCAUUUUGAGUGUCGUGAUUCCCAAGGCGAAGCACUAUGCGGCUCGUCGCAUCGUUGUCAACUAG